Messenger RNA from Anastrepha obliqua, 1833 nucleotides. RefSeq lists its product as uncharacterized. Lineage: Eukaryota; Metazoa; Arthropoda; Insecta; Diptera; Tephritidae. The transcript has 2 exons. The coding region runs from base 227 to 1621 and encodes 464 amino acids. The record is from RefSeq and is a predicted model, not a curated record.
UACGUCAGUUGAAUAUAGAAUUUUAAAUUUUAUAACUGUGUUUACGGCUAUUAGUGAGUAUGUAUUGUGUAAAACUUGCCGUGAGCCAGUAAAAUUUGAAACAGCCUCAGAACGUGGACUUGGUUUCAAAAUUGUUAUCUUAUGUGAUAAAUGUAAUCCUCGUAGUGUAAACUCUUGUAACUAUGUCAAACACUCGUAUGAAAUAAAUCGACGAUUUAUAUUUGUGAUGAGAACCCUUGGGUUAGGUUUGAAAGGUGCUACUCAAUUUUGUGGGCUAAUGGACAUGCCAGCUUUUUUGCUCCAAACUUCAUAUGAUAUGAUCGUUAAAAAUAUCCACGAAUGUGUCUCAGUAGUCACAGAUAAACUUUUAAAAAAAGCUUGUGUUGAGGAAAUGAAUGCCACGGCUGAACAGCAAGGUGAUGAACAUAAGAGUGAUUUAACAGUCUCGGGAGAUGGAACUUGGAAAAAAAGAGGAUUUACUUCUCUAUUUGGAGUUACAUCUCUAAUUGGAUACUACAGUGGAAAAAUAAUUGAUCUUUUAGUUAAAAGCUCUUACUGUAAGCAAUGCGAGCCUUGGAAAUCUCACAAGGAUACGACUGAAUAUCAGGAAUGGUGGGAAGAGCACAAAGACGUAUGCUCAGCUAACCACAAGGGGUCAUCAGGAAAAAUGGAAGUUGAUGCUGUUAUUACCAUGUUCAAACGUUCAUUGGAAAAGUUUCAAGUUCGUUUUAUAAACUACAUCGGUGAUGGUGACUCUAAAACUUAUUCGGGGAUUUUGAAGGCUGCUCCUUAUGGUGAGACAGAAGUAACGAAGAAAGAAUGUAUUGGGCAUGUUCAAAAAAGAAUGGGCAAACGGCUAAGAGACAUAGUAAAUAAUACAGUAGAAGAAAUGAAAGAUAAGAAUGGAAAAACAAAAAAAAAAAAGUUACUUGGUGGCAAAGGUAAAUUGACUGGGAAACUUAUUGAUAAAUUAACUGUUUACUAUGGUUUAGCGAUUAGGAGACACUGUGAUUCUGUUGACAGUAUGUAUAAAGCCAUUUGGGCAUCUUAUUUCCAUAACUGCUCUACAGAUAAAAACCCUCAGCAUGAUAAUUGCCCUAUAGGAGAAAACUCGUGGUGUUCGUGGCAAAAAGCGCGAGCCUUGGGAACUUGGCCCAGCUAUAAACAUGAUUAUGAGGCCUUACCACCUGAUGUUGCAUCAGCUAUUUUUCCAAUUUACGAAGAUCUAAGUAACAAAAAAUUAUUGGAACGAUGCGUUGGUGGUUUUACCCAGAACAAUAAUGAAAGUUAUAAUCAGCUGAUAUGGAAAAUAACUCCAAAAAUUAUUCCAGCUGGCUCUAAAAUUAUUGAAAUAGCUGCAAACAUUGCAGCCGGGGUCUUUAAUGAAGGUAAAACAUCUCUUCUUUAUUAUAUGAGUGCUAUGGGAUUAUCACUUGGACCCAAUGCUCAUUCCUACGUGAGCAAAGAGGACGCAGAGCGCAUCUCAAUUUCGGACGCAAGAGCGCAAGGGUCGACGCGCGAGGGGAGAAUGGCUCGUAGACAACAACAACUAAACAUUUUGGACGCAAACGACGAAGCAGAGGGUUCCUCUUAUGGUGCUGGAAUAGAUGACACGAUAUAAUUUGGACCAGAGAUAUCUUGCUCACCGCCAAGCACUUUUUUUUGGAGGUCUUUCCGCAGAUCAUCUACAGGAGCUAGGGGAUCCAAUAUUUUUUAAAAUAAACCACUGAUUGUUAAAGUACAUUAAAUUCUGUUUAAUUACAUUUUGUUCAUUAAUGUAUAAAAUAAAAUGCCUCUUUGGAAAAAAUUCACAAAAAAACGCGUUUUUUCUGC